Messenger RNA from Otolemur garnettii (small-eared galago), 1853 nucleotides. RefSeq names its product acyl-CoA thioesterase 11 (gene ACOT11). The record is from RefSeq and is a predicted model, not a curated record. The transcript is spliced from 16 exons. NCBI's taxonomy places the organism in Eukaryota, Metazoa, Chordata, Mammalia, Primates, Galagidae. Bases 7 to 1788 code for a protein of 593 amino acids. Gene Ontology annotation, molecular function: thiolester hydrolase activity; lipid binding. Gene Ontology annotation, cellular component: extracellular exosome.
GCCACGAUGAUCCAGAAUGUUGGAAGUCACCUGCGGAGGGGCCUGGCCUCUGUGUUCUCAGGCCGCAUGUCCAGGAAAUCACGUGCGAGGGACAACGACGGCACCAUGGCAGACGGCGAGGGGUACCGGAACCCCACGGAGGUGCAGAUGAGCCAGCUGGUGCUGCCCUGCCACACCAACCAGCGCGGAGAGCUGAGCAUUGGGCAGCUGCUCAAGUGGAUCGACACCACGGCCUGCCUGUCCGCGGAGAGGCACGCUGGCUGCCCCUGCGUCACUGCCUCCAUGGACGACAUCUAUUUUGAGCACACCAUUAGUGUUGGACAAGUGGUGAAUAUCAAGGCCAAGGUGAACCGGGCCUUCAACUCCAGCAUGGAGGUGGGCAUCCAGGUGACCUCCGAGGACCUGUGCUCUGAGAAGCAGUGGAAUGUGUGCAAGGCCUUGGCCACCUUUGUGGCUCACCGGGAGAUCACGAAGGUGAAGCUGAAGCAGAUCACUCCACGGACAGAGGAGGAGAAGACGGAGCACAGUGUGGCCGCUGAGCGCCGGCGCAUGCGCCUGGUCUACGCAGACACCAUCAAGGAUCUCCUGGCCAACUGUGCCAUUCAGGACGAUCUGGAGAGCAGAGACUGCAGCUCCAUGGUGCCAGCAGAGAAGACUCGAGUGGAGAGUGUGGAGCUGGUGCUGCCCCCUCACGCCAAUCACCAGGGCAACACGUUUGGGGGCCAGAUCAUGGCGUGGAUGGAGAACGUGGCCACCAUCGCAGCCAGCCGGCUCUGCCGAGCCCACCCCACAUUGAAGGCCAUCGAGAUGUUCCACUUCCGAGGCCCGUCCCAGGUCGGAGACCGUCUGGUGCUCAAGGCCAUUGUGAACAACGCCUUCAAACACAGCAUGGAGGUGGGCGUGUGCGUGGAGGCCUAUCGCCAGGAGGCUGAGACCCACCCGAGGCACAUCAACAGCGCCUUCAUGACCUUUGUGGUCCUGGAUGAAGAUGACCAGCCCCAGUUGCUUCCCUGGAUUCGGCCCCAGCCUGGGGAUGGUGAGCGGAGGUACCGAGAGGCCAGUGCCAGGAAGAAGAUCCGCCUGGACAGGAAGUACAUCGUGUCCUGUAAGCAGACAGAGGUGCCCCUCUCUGUCCCCUGGGACCCGAGCAACCAGGUGUACUUGAGCUACAACAACGUCUCCUCCCUGAAGAUGCUGGUGGCCAAGGACAACUGGGUGCUGUCCUCGGAGAUCAGUCAGGUCCGCCUGUACACUCUGGAGGAUGACAAGUUCCUCUCCUUCCACCUGGAGAUGAUGGUGCACGUGGAUGCUGCCCAGGCCUUCCAGCUGCUCUCAGACCUGUCUCAGAGGCCAGGGUGGGACAAGCAUUACCGGAGCGUGGAGCUGGUGCAGCAGGUGGACGAGGAUGAUGCCAUCUACCAUGUCAUCAGCCCUGCCCUGGGUGACGACACCAAGCCCCAGGACUUCGUGAUCCUGGCCUCUCGGAGAAAGCCUUGUGACAACGGGGACCCCUAUGUCAUUGCUCUGAGGUCAGUCACACUGCCUACUCACCGAGAGACCCCAGAAUACAGACGCGGGGAGACACUCUGCUCAGGCUUCUGCCUCUGGCGCGAGGGGGACCAGCUGACCAAGGUGUCCUACUACAACCAGGCCACCCCAGGCUACAUCAACUACGUGACCACCAAUGUGGCCGGCCUCUCCUCGGAGUUCUACACCACCUUCAAGGCUUGUGAACAGUUCCUCUUGGACAACUGGAAUGAUCUGGCCCCCAGCCUCCAGACCCUGUAGGACCCUCACAGCACGCCCAGCCAACUCUAUCCUGCCUCCAAGGACUACACGCAGUGUGUGGAGAA